Molecule: messenger RNA, 894 nt
Organism: Thlaspi arvense
Lineage: Eukaryota; Viridiplantae; Streptophyta; Magnoliopsida; Brassicales; Brassicaceae
Source: the annotation of a GenBank genome assembly
AUGAUGGAUCAGAUCGAGAGAGAAGAGAAGAUGAAAUCUAGAGACCUCGAUUGGUCAGAGAUCUGUUCCGAUGCACUGCGAUUGAUCCUCGAGAGCUUAAGCUCCCAGAUUUCCACCGAGCAAGAACAGUCUGCUCGACCUGGUACUCCGUCUCGAAAUCGUGCGCCGCGGGAUCGCGAAACAGAUCUCGGAGCCGAGUUCCCCGGGAGCCGGUGCGUCGCGAGUCACGGCAGCUGGUUGCUGAUGCUGAGCCCCCGACUCGAUUUCUCCGUCGUAAACGCGUUCACCGGCGAGAGAAUCGACCUCCCGCCUCUAUCGCUCCGAGGCGAGGUGGUGAGGCUCCGGAGAAAAGACGACGGCGACUUCUUACUCGAGCACUCUUGGAUGGAUCGGGAGACGAUCAUCAACAGAGAGAGGUAUAUCAACACGGCUGUAUUGUGGGUCGACGAGACGACGAGAGACUAUGUGCCGCGGGAAUACGUUUGGAAGACGAGAGUAGCGAUCACUAGUUCAGGAGAUGUUCUGAUCAUUGUGAGCUUAAAGGCAUUCCCUGAGAACCAAGAGAAGCGUCUGUUCUACAUCUUUAAGAUGGAUCUUGAAGGAGAGGAAUGGGAGCGAGUAGAUUCUCUGGGCGAUCAUAUAUUGGUUUUUGGUGAUGGGCACAUAUUAGCAGCAGCAAGAGGUAAAGAAGAAGAUGUUGGUGGAGGAGGAGGAAUCAUCAAGAGCGAUUCAAUCUAUUUCGUUGGUGAUGAUGUUUGGCCGCGUCAGAAGGAGAAAGCGUUUCAAUGUAGCAUCGGUGCUUUUGAUCUUGCGACAAACAGUAUAAGCUGGUUUCACUCUCCUUAUUACUUGUUCAACACUCGCUUGCUUGCUCCAGGAUCUGAUAAAAAAUGA